Messenger RNA from Carassius gibelio (silver crucian carp), 2816 nucleotides. Its product is annotated as probable G-protein coupled receptor 63. Gene Ontology annotation, molecular function: G protein-coupled receptor activity. Gene Ontology annotation, biological process: G protein-coupled receptor signaling pathway. Lineage: Eukaryota; Metazoa; Chordata; Actinopteri; Cypriniformes; Cyprinidae. The transcript is spliced from 2 exons. Bases 1038 to 2273 code for a protein of 411 amino acids. The record is from RefSeq and is a predicted model, not a curated record. Gene Ontology annotation, cellular component: membrane.
AAUUGCGGUUUAUUAUGUAUUAUAUUUAUUAUUAUUAUUAUGUAUUAUAUUAUGAACAUUACGUAAAACUCUUUUUAUUAUUAUGUCUACUUGCAGAUGUAUCAUGGAUAUAGUUUAAUAGGGAAGACAUGGGCCAAUUCAUUAAUUAUUAUUAUUGAACGUCAGCUCUGUUCCGGAUAGCUUAACGCGUCUCAAUGUAACGUUACCAAGCCCGUGUGAACGAUAUUGUACAGCAGUGAUUGUAGUCUGAUAUUACAACACGCUUGAACCAGCAGAUGUCCUCAGUGUACAUCGUUCGAACGAAUCAUUUGGGUUAGACCCAGAUGUCUAAUAGACUGGCUCUGGUUAGACUAAUCCCGCAACCAAACCCAGCUGCACCGACAUCGCUGAUUGGCCGCUGAAAACGUCAGCUGGCGACUCCUGCAUUUUCAUUGGUUAACGCUUUGUAAAUCAAAUCCGGCGCUGAGAUGUAGUUGUUAUCUUUUCAGUGUCGCUGUACUCGGUGAAUGCGACGCGAUGCAUAAAGAGAUUGAGAAGCGGGUACUAAAUGCAUUAAGCGUUCCUCUCCGUUUAAUAUGAGCGUUUGCUCCACAGCGACGGUUAAGUCCGUUUUCUCAGUGUUUUUUUUUCUUUCUUCUUUCUCGAUUAUUAUGAGAUUGAACACCUCCACAGUCCAGUUUUCAGACUGAAUUACAUCCCCAAAACGGGCAGACUCUGAUGUUUUUUAAAUAUUGUUUGUGUGUUUUUCAAGCGAAAACGUGUUUGUCUGGGUUUACUCCUUCACUUGAAAAAAAUAGGUAUAACGUUAGCGGAUGGACGCAUAUUGAGAUGAAAAUGUGGACUGUCGGAGCUUCAACAUCUGGCGAGAGAAGGAAGUGUCUGAAUCUGAGCGAAUAAUGAUGUGACCGAUGCCGCAUCAUUUUAUUCAAAUAAACCGGAGAGGAUAAUCAAGGGUCUGCCUCCAUGCUGAGAUGUGUGCUAGUGACCUGUCCCAUAGGCUGAGCUUGCUCUUUACCAUGUAACUGCACAAAAAAAAAAUGCUUUAUUCCUCCAUUAGUCCACCUGUGGCUUCAGGGGAACCUAGCACCACCCUGCACCCCACGCCCAAGGUGCUAACCCAGCCAGCGGGUACAAGAGCCAUGGAGAAUUCCUCCGCUAAAGUCAACAGCUCGCUAGAGUUCCGGACUCUAUCGGAAUACAUAACGCCUUCAGCUGUAUGGCAGGACCCUGAUCAGGGCCUGAACCUGCCCCUCCAGGUGUUCUUUUGCUUGGUCAUCAUCUGCGUGCUGCUGCUCGCCUUCCUCGGAAACAUGGUGGUCUGCCUCAUGGUUUACCAGAGAGCCGCUAUGCGUUCUGCUAUUAACAUCUUGCUGGCCAGUCUCGCCUUUGCUGAUAUGAUGCUAGCAGUCCUCAACAUGCCCUUUGCACUAGUCACCAUAUUGACCACACGCUGGAUCUUCGGAGAGGUGUUUUGCCGCGUGUCGGCCAUGUUCUUCUGGAUGUUCCUGAUGGAGGGAGUGGCUAUUUUGAUGAUCAUCAGUGUGGACCGCUUCCUAAUCAUUGUGCAAAAGCAGGACAAACUUAGUCCACGCAGGGCCAAAGUGUUAAUUGGGGUUUCAUGGUCUCUAUCUUUCUGCUUUUCUUUCCCACUUUCCAUUGGCCAUCCUGCUCUGUACAUUCCCCCCAGAGCACCACAGUGUGUUUUCAGCUACACGGUGGAGCGUGGUUAUCAUGCUUACGUGAUGCUCAUUAUGCUAAUGUUCUUCUUUGUACCAUUCCUAGUGAUGCUCUACACUUUCAUGGGCAUCUUGAGUACUCUCCGCCACAACGCGCUGCGCAUCCACUCCCACCCCGACUCGGUGUGCCUCAGCCAAGCCAGCAAGCUGGGUCUGAUGAGUCUGCAGAGGCCCUUUCAGAUGAACAUUGACAUGAGCUUCAAAACACGUGCCUUCACCACGAUCCUCAUUCUGUUCUCAGUCUUCACCACAUGCUGGGCUCCGUUUGCCACCUACAGCCUUCUGUCCACCUUCAGUCGUGCAUUCUACUACCGGCAGAACUUUUUUGAGAUCAGCACGUGGCUGCUGUGGAUCUGCUACCUCAAAUCAGCCCUGAAUCCUCUCAUCUAUUACUGGAGAAUCAAGAAGUUCCGUGAUGCCUGCCUUGACCUGAUGCCCAAGUACUUCAAGUUCCUGCCGCAGCUGCCUGGCCACACUAAGAGACGUGUCCGCCCCAGUGCUGUUUAUGUGUGCGGGGAGCAUCGCUCUGUGGUGUAGUGGAGGACAUUUCUGAAGCCUCUUGUAUUUCUUUGUAUUUCUUAUGGAACAAUCUUAUCAAGCUGUGAUGUGUUUGGUCUUUCUUCAAACGGCAGGAUGUUUUAGCUGUAAAAGAUGAAACAGAUGAGUUUACAGAGCCUGUACAUUAAAUUGCACAAUGUUUUUUAUUUAAUUUUUUUUAGAUCUUAAUAAUAGUUUGUUCAGUACAUAUCAGUCAGGUGCUGCUAUAUUUGGUGAAAAUGUGUAAUCUUUUGUUUUAUGCCAUGAAUGUAAUAUGAUUUUGUGUGCUGUGUUUGUUUUUUUCCUGGCUUUGUGAACUGUUUCACAUUUCAACAUUUUUUUAUUUAAUUUUAUUGUUGAUUGUUCAGCUAUUCUGGUUUUAAUUCAUUUCUGUGUGGAAAUAAGGGAAAGGCAUUUAACAGGUAUAAGCAUGUUCCAAACUGAUAAGUAGUUGACUUUGUGGAAAUACUUGAUUUUUAAUGUGAAUUUUAAAAUUGUGGUCUCCAUGCCUGGAACUGAAUAAAAUCAUGGAAAUGGAUCAAA